CAGUAUUCCCUGCUUAUGUACAGGAUGGAUAUACUUAAAUCAGAGCCCAAUUCAGACAGCGAAGCAUGUCCUGUUUCAUUCCAAGAGGACUUUGAAUUUGUGGACAUGAGACAGCCCCCUUCUGCUUGGAAGGAAGUGAAGGAUGAUCCAGAGUACGCUACAGUAUUUAAAGAAGAAAAUAAGAAUGGCAUUGUUAUUGAGGAACACAGAACAAGUAUGAAUGGAGAUGAAAUCAGGCACUCUGCAGAAACCAAACCCACCAUAGUGUUCAAGCCUAGUAAGAGGACUGUUGCAAAGAAAGAAAUACACAAUGUGAUUAUUGAUUAUGGCACUUAUCACAGAGAUGAUGUAUAUGCUGAUGGCAGUGACGUUAAGAGUGAUAAUGGUGAAAAUGUGGAACAUAUUGAAGUAUCAGUUGACCUGCCUGAUAUUGAUGAUAAUGAUCAUAAUAGUGGUGAACAUGACAUUGAUUCUAAAGAUAUGGAAGGUAGUGAUGAUGCAAGCGACAUUAGUGGUGGAGACAGCGUUGAUGACGACUUUGUUUAUGACGACGAUGAUGAUGAUGGAGAUGACGACGAUGAUGAUGAGAGUGAGGAUGAAAUUUCUCCAGAUAGACCUUCCAGGAAGAGAAAAAGAGCUUCAGCAGAUCUGGAGUUGUUUGAAUGGGAGGAUGGUGAUUUUGAACCAGAGAAGAUUAUGUUUGAUGGCUCAAAAGCUGGGAUCCAGAGGAAGUACCAUGAGCUGGCCGGUAUCAUUGACUUUGUAAAAACAUUUCUGUGUGAGGAAUUAAUUGAGUUAAUAGUAAUGGAAUCAAAUAGGUAUUAUCAACAGAUAGCCCAGGCUAAGAAAUCUCCUUAUUCUCGGUUAAGACAAUGGAGAGAGACAGAUGUCAAUGAAAUGUAUACAUUUCUAGCUGUAUAUAUGCUUAUGGUAAGGAAUCAAAAGAUUUCUGUUUCCGAAUAUUGGUCCACUGACAGACUGUUGUGUUCUCCAAUUUUCCAUGAGAUUAUAUCUAAAAAUAGAUUUGACUUACUGAUGUCGAUGCUCCAUUUUUGUAACAAUGAGAAACAACCAGAAAACGACAAGUUAUUCAAAAUUGCAAAAGUCAGUUCACUUAUACGGGAAAAGUUUGGCGAGACAUUUAUUCCAUUCAGAAACUUGCGUAUAGGAGAGAGACUGAGCUUCCGAGGUCAAAACUGUAACCCGAGACGCAGGCGCAUUAAAAUGAGGCUCUUUGUUCUCUGUGAUGUUAAGUCAGGGUAUGUGUUAGAUUUUGUUGUGCAGAAUACUGCUUUGAAAAGCAAAGAAGAGGUGGAUCUAACAGACAGUGUGGUUACCACGCUGAUGAAGCCGUAUCUCUACCAUGGUCAUAAUCUUUACGUCGACAGUUUGUAUACGACUCCUUCCCUCGCACAUCACUUGAUUAGUAUGGGUACCAAUGUUUGUGGAAAGGUAAAAAAGAGUUACAAAGGUUUGCCAAGGUUUAGGAAAGUACUUCAGAAGGGGGAGAUAGAAUCAAAACAUACAGGCAGUGUUAUGGCUUUGCGGUGGAGAGGUAGGUGGGAUGAUUGCAUGCUCACCACUUUCCACAACAGUGAGAUGAAGGCCACCAGAACAAGGCAUUACAAGUCUAAUGCUCCAACUAUGAGACCCUUGUGCCUGGUGGAAUAUCACAACAACAUAAGCACAACUGCUGAGAAUACGGACGUCAGGUUGAGCUCUCUUCAAUGUGUCCGUCGAAGUGUCAAGUGGUACAAAAAGACAUUCUUUCACUUAAUGAACUUGUGUCUAAUAAAUGCUCAUGCUCUGUAUCAGAUGCAUACGGGCACGUACAUCAACAUGGCCGACUUCCAACUGGAGGCAACGAGACAGUUGCUACAAGUACAUCAUGCACCAAAGUUAUCGCCAAAAGGCGGAAGACCUUCAAAGGGGGAUAAUCCAAUAAGGCUGUCAGACAGACACUUUCCAUGUUAUGUUCCAGAUACACCAAAAGGGAAACCUGGACUUCGAACCUGUUUUGUGUGCACCCACACAACACUGAGGCCCAGGAAGAGGAGGGAAUCCCGUUAUAUGUGUGACAAGUGCGACAAAGGAUUGUGUGUGACUCCCUGCUUCCGAAUAUAUCAUACACAAAUAGUAUUUUGAGAAGACAGUUAUUCCCUUUGUGUAUAUUGUAUUGUAAAUAAAACAUCUUACAGACAAGACAUGGCUGUCUUCUCAGAUCCAGUCUGGUAAUUACUGACAGGGUAAUGAUGGAAAUAGUAAGCUCCCUUCUUACUCGUUACUUUGAGAACCUCAAAUCUCACCAUUCAUCAGACUGAUUUACUCAGGAAUGGAAAACCAAGAAUACUUGUAAUCAUUUUCUAUGCUGAGAACUUUUUUAAGGUAAAAAACUGUCAGUGACUUAUGGCUUCCCUGCUAGUAAACUAGAAUCCAUGAAUGGGUACUCAGGAUUUAGUAACCGAAUCUUUUGUUAAUAGAAUAAUCUCUUGCUUUUACAUCAGCUGCAGAAACUAGUACCCUCUAUUUUCACAGACUUUGAAGUUCGCCUUCUGUAUUUCUUUGAAUAACAGCCCAUAUCAAUAUUUCAGAGGCUUUCUUAAAAAAAUAAUGGACUUAAAUGGUUGAUAAAUAGGAAAUAGUUGGAUAGGUAGUCUACUGCCAUCAUAUUAAUCUCCAUUAAAAUACAAAUGCAGUAUGAAUUUAUACUCACUUGCUCCCAGAAUGAACUUGUCUCAGGUAAGAGAACUGUAUUCUUCAAGCCCUGGAAACAAUCCCCACACUUUUAAAGCCAUGGAAAAUGAGAUCUGGAAAAUGAACUUUAAGAGUGUCACCAAAUUUAUGUUACUGUGAAAUGUGUUUAAAUGUAAGGAUGCCAUUUUCAACAGUUUUUGUUAAAACUAUAAUAAAUACGAUUUACUGACAAA
Molecule: messenger RNA, 2927 nt
Organism: Zootermopsis nevadensis
Lineage: Eukaryota; Metazoa; Arthropoda; Insecta; Blattodea; Termopsidae
Source: RefSeq, a predicted model, not a curated record